Daphnia carinata is the source of this 795-nucleotide messenger RNA. RefSeq lists its product as uncharacterized. Lineage: Eukaryota; Metazoa; Arthropoda; Branchiopoda; Diplostraca; Daphniidae. The record is from RefSeq and is a predicted model, not a curated record. The transcript has 2 exons. Bases 62 to 760 code for a protein of 232 amino acids.
UCACGUGUGAAGCAGAAAAGAAAACAUUGUUUACUUAACCGUUUACAAGUUCUAGACGGAAAUGGCCGAUACAUUUUCAGAUUCGGAAGAAGACUCCUUUUUCGACGACGAAAAGGAUGAGAUGUCAGAUGAUGAUGUAUAUCAGCCUAAGUCAACAGAGGACCAACAAUGUCACGAGCCAAAGUUAAACAAGCAUCUCCAACAACUCCAAAAUCGCUUGGGUCUAAAGGAUUUAAAAAAAAAAAUUUCAAGUACAGAAAGUAGUACACAGCCUAAUCCUCCAACUGGCAACCCAGAGCCCCUUAUUGUUGUGUAUAAUGAUCCUCGCAAACGGAAGAAGCUGAAAACAAAACCAAUGCCAUCAAAUACUAAAAAUGAACAAGGAGAUCAUCUUCCAGAACCUGAAGAAUUCAACCUCAUUAAGGCAAAACAUGAUGUUAAAAAGUUUACAAUUAAAGCUUUAAAGAAAUCAAGCAAGAACCAGGCUCAAAUAGCACUUGCAGUAUCACUGGGAGCUUUGCCUCCAAAGCCAAUGGCUACGAACUACAAAGUGUUGCAACAUUCUAAGAAAAAAGAGGCUGCAAGACAAAAAAGGCUGAAAGACAAUGAACAUAUUUUUGCUACUAAAUUACAAUUGACAAAUAAAAAGAAAGGAGCCAAGAGAAAUAAAAAUAAGGUGGUCAACUUUGAUGCCAAAUUUGGAAAAUAUGGCCCAGGGCUUAAAACACAAAUGAAGGAUGCAAAAAAAAAGAAAAACUGACAUCAAUGUGAAUACAAUCAUGUUUAUUAGUGAAA